Molecule: messenger RNA, 627 nt
Organism: Closterium sp. Yama58-4
Lineage: Eukaryota; Viridiplantae; Streptophyta; Zygnematophyceae; Desmidiales; Closteriaceae
Source: the annotation of a GenBank genome assembly
AUGUCGCAACCUGGCACAUGCUUGCAUGACCAUGACUGUAGCGAUCAUGACUGCGGGGCUGGCUUCUCCCUAUAUAAAAACGUCGACCUUCCCAAGGUGCGAGCUUUGAAUGAGGCAGUGGAGGGGAGUGCAGAGGGCGUGUUUCGCAGCUGGGAAGAUCGCAUGACCUUUCCAAGUCAACCACUGGACAGUAACGAGGAUGAUGCAGAGCUCAUACUCUUUAUCCCAUUUACAACCGAUGUGAAGAUCAAGAGCAUCGCCAUUAUUGGGGGAGCAGAUGGGACCAGCCCUGCCAAGAUGCGAGCCUUCACGAAUCGUGAGGACAUAGAUUUCUCUGUGGUUUCUGAUUUGACUGCAGUGCAGGAAUGGGAUUUGACAGAGAAUCUCCAAGGCGAGCUCGAGUACACCACCAAAUUCUCCAAGUUCCAGGGCGUGUCCUCUCUGACCCUCCACUUUCCUUCAAACUUUGGGGGUGAUUUCUCUCGGAUCAACUUUGUGGGACUCAAAGGAGAGGCCACUCAGAACAAUCGGAGAGCGGUGGCUGCAGUUGUGUACGAAGCACAGGCCAACCCCAGCGACCAUGAGGUUCCGGCUGAAAUGGGAGUUCCGAAGGUGCUCCAUCAUUAG